UUAACCUUCCUUGUCUUAAUCUAUGUAUUCUCAUUUAUUCGUCAAUUUUAACAAAUAUAAUUUUCUAGUUAGCAUAGAGGGAGAUUAGAGAAGUUUCUCACCUUUCUAUUUAUAGUUGUACUCUUUAAAUCUUGGUUAUAUUUUCAACUGCCUCUCUACCUUUUGCUGUUAAUUGUUCUUAGGUUGUUUUGAGGGAAUUUUCAAGCUAAAAGUAACUCAAAUGGGCAAUUGUUUGGGUUCUCCUGCACCACCGGACUAUUUCGACCUUGAAGGAGCAAGACUAGAGCAGCGCAACACUCAAAAUCUUAUUUCCACUAGUUUGAAGGCCUUCUCUCUUGAGGAAAUUGAGACUAUCACCAAAGAUUUUCAUGUUGACAACUUAAUUAGAACAUAUUUUCCUUAUUUUGUUUUCAAGGGAUGGAUAAAUAAGAAAACACUUGCUCCGUCAACACCUGAAACUGGAAUGGCUGUUGCUGUCAAUAAGAUGCAACCAGACUGUUUCCCAGGCAAUCAAACCGAGUGGUUGGAAAAAAUAAUCCAUCUUAGCAAACUACACCAUCCUAAUCUGGUGAAACUAAUUGGAUAUCGACUUGAAAAUGAAUGGGAAAAAUUCAGUCCAUACCACUGGUAUUUGGUAUCCACGUUUCAGUAUAGGGGAAACCUAGAUAAUUACUUAUACGGAAGGGAGGGCACUCGGGCGUUGUCCUGGGAGAAAAGGAUGAAAGUGGCUAUAGGUGCUGCCAAAGGACUUUCUUUCCUACAUGAUGCUCAACCAGAAGUCAUUUAUCGUUAUUUGGAUGCAACAAAUAUCCUGCUAGAUGAUGACUAUACCCCGAAGUUAUCAGCUUAUUUGUCAACACAAGUUAGGGACAUCCAGGGUUAUGCUUUAAAGGACUAUUUAUCACCGGGCUAUUCAUCACUGGGUUAUGCAGCACCCGAGUUUGUAGAUACUAGAUACAGGUGCAACAAUCGCCAUAGUUUUAUAAAAAAAAGUUCUCUGUUUUUAUAGAUAAGGUAUAUGUAACGUAUAUGCACUAGCUUUAAUGAGUCUUUUAACAUAUUUAGCUUGAUAUGCACCAGGUUGCGUUUCAACAAAGAGCAAUGUCUAUAGUUUUGGGGUUCUACUACUUGCACUACUAACUGGAAAACAAGGAAUGACAAUUUAUGAUAAGAUUCUAGUGGAUUGGGUGAAUUCAUUUCACAAUAAUAACAUACUCGAAAUCAUGGAUACGAACAAAGUCAUGAAAGAUUAUCCCAAGGAAGCUGCUAUUGCAGUUGCUACACUUGCUUUAAAUUGUACUCAAUUUGAUCCAAGCUUAAGGCCUGAUAUGUCAGAAGUUUUACAGUCACUUCAGAAUUCUGUUGUUAGGCCUCAAAAAUGGUUAUAAAUUUCCUCAAAAAUGGCAUCUUCAUUGUCAUCUCAACCAUGAUCUCCUCGUUUUUAAUUUGUUUGAUUGAGGAGAUUUUAAUUCAUUGUAUGUUAAUUUAUCUUUUAUGUAGAAGACUGCCUUCAAAGGCUUCUAUGUGCUU
Molecule: messenger RNA, 1530 nt
Organism: Chenopodium quinoa (quinoa)
Lineage: Eukaryota; Viridiplantae; Streptophyta; Magnoliopsida; Caryophyllales; Amaranthaceae
Product: probable serine/threonine-protein kinase PBL11
Exons: 5
Coding region: 221-1009 (262 amino acids)
Biological process (GO): protein phosphorylation
Molecular function (GO): protein tyrosine kinase activity; ATP binding
Source: RefSeq, a predicted model, not a curated record